Messenger RNA from Ananas comosus (pineapple), 2236 nucleotides. RefSeq names its product myb-related transcription factor, partner of profilin. Bases 385 to 1575 code for a protein of 396 amino acids. The transcript is spliced from 5 exons. NCBI's taxonomy places the organism in Eukaryota, Viridiplantae, Streptophyta, Magnoliopsida, Poales, Bromeliaceae. The record is from RefSeq and is a predicted model, not a curated record.
AACCGAGAGAGCGGCCGCUUGUUAUAACUCCUCUGCUCCUCCUUUGUUCUCCUCCCUCGACAUUCCCUUCUUUAAACCUCUCUGCGCCUUCACCCCUCCCUUUCUCUCUCUUCUUUCUCUCUCCUCCCCUCCCCUCUAUUUUUCUCUCUCUCUCGUAGCAAGAAAAAUUAGUGGGAGAAAGAGAGUAGAGGAGGAACCCAAAGGGAGAGAGUGGGAAAGACACCACAGCGGAGUAGGAGAAGAGGAAGAAGAAGAAGGAGGAGGAGGAGGAGGAGAAUAAUCUAAUCAGGGACAGAGAAAUCAUACUCCCGGAGUGAGCGCGGCGCCAUUAUUACCGCUUCCUCAUCCCGCGAAACCCACCUCUCCCACUUUCCAGCUUCGGCCAUGGCGAAGGAGCUCGCGGGAGACGCCGGGCUGUGGCUCCCGUCGGAGCUACUCGAGGACGACUUCUUCCUCGACGAGAAGAGGCGUCGGGUGUGCGGGUUCGGCUCUCACGAGUCGAGCUUCGCGAGCGGGCUCGGAUCGGCCUCGGACUCGCCCGCCGACUCGGCGGCGGAGACGGAGAGCGACGAGGAGGACUACCUCGCCGGGCUGACCCGCCGGAUGACCCACUCCUUCCUCCUCGACGACGACGACGAAGAGAACACGGGGCUCUCCACCCUCGCCGCUCAAAACCCUAAGGUGAUAUCGGGGUCGCCACAGUCCACGCUCUGCGGCGUGGGGCUGAUGUCGGCGCCGGGGAACGAGAGCCCUAACGGGACCUCUCAGAUCUCGCCGCCGACUUCUCCGCUGGAGAAGAGCAACGACGAGCCCUGGGAUUUGCUAUAUAAAACUACUAUGGAAAACCACGAAACCCUACAGAAGCAGCGUACCUUCUACGGCUUCGGUGCGCUGGAGUCGGCGACGAAACCUUCUCCGGCGCCGACUUCGGCUCCUCCGAAGAGCUUUUUCCCAGAUCCGGUGCUCGCUCGCCGCCAAUUACAAGCAGCUCAGUUUUAUCAGCUAAGGCAACAGCAGAUUUUGAAGCAGCAGCAGCAGCAGUAUGCGGCUUCUGCGGCGGCGUGGGGGAGGUCGCAUAAUAGCAGGGUGCGGUCCUGCGGCGGAGGGUACGGGGAGGAGCGUUCUAGUCCUCCGCUAGGGUUAUCCCCCUCGGCGUGGCCGCCGCUCCAGAAGCCUCCGCCGCCGCCUCCCGCGGCGCCGCCGCCGCCUCCGCCGCCGCAGGGGUCGGGGAUGCGCGCCAUAUUCCUCGCCGGCGCCGGCGCGAAACGCGAGAGCGCGGGAACCGGCGUCUUCCUGCCCCGGCGCCCAGGAGCUCCCGCCGAUCCCCGGAAAAAGCCUUCUUGUUCCACCGUGCUUCUCCCGAUUAGAGUGAUCCAAGCGUUGAACUUAAACCCGGAUGAGUUGGGAACGCAACCGCGUUACCCCGGUGGCUUCGUUCUCGACCAUGAUGUUCUAAUUGGUCGAAGCAACUCCAUGCUCCCGCAUCAGAAGCGCAGCAACAACUAUCUCCGGCCCCAACCCCCCUCCACUGUUACAACCCAUGAGCUUCAUCUUCCUCAGGAGUGGACUUAUUAACCUUUUCCCUGCAUCCCCUUUCUCUCUCUCUCUCUCUACUAACCCUUUUAAUUGUUAGUUUAGGUAGAAGUAGCAUUACUAAUAGAAGCAUUAGUAGUAGGUAUAUCCUUUUUUUUUUUGGUCGGAUUGGAGCAGAGGGAGUAUUUGGUGUUGGUUUUUUUCUCUUUUCUGGGGAAAAGACGGAAAUGUUCGAAGGCCAAAAUGCAAAAAAAAAAAAGGGGGGGGUGGUCAAACAGCUUGGGAAAACGGAAAAGUUGGAAAGGUUUUGGGCGGAGAGAAUAAGUAACGUUUUGGAGAAAGAAUUAGGCCUUGGUUUGUGUUUUUUAUUUUUGUGCAAUAAGAUCCGCCCGCGGUAACUCACCAAGGCGCCACCGAACUCUCUCUCUCUCUCUCUCUCUCUCUAUUUCUCUCGCUCUCUCUCUCUUAAGCGAGCCCUUUUCUUGCAAAAGUGAUUUUUAUUAAUAAGAAGCAUUAUGAUAUCCGUGUUGGUUUAUCUCUAACACCUGCUGUUUUCUACUGUGGGGGUGAAAAAGAAGGUGUUGGUUUGUCGUAUUAUGUAUGGAGCAAACUGUAUUGUAAUAUGGAAGUUCAAUAGCAAGUGAUAUUAUUAUUAUUUUGUAUUUAAUUAUUAUUGGUUAUAUAUUAUUUGGUUCCGCUUAAA